AUGAGGUUGUUUGUUCCUUUUGUUUUUGUGAUCGUCCUUUGUUUCGCUCGGGCGGAGGACGAAGACCAAGUCUACGAGGAUUCGGUCUACUCUGACGCCAUUAACUUCGUCAACGAGUGCGGUGACAAGGAAUUAUCUCUAUGUUUUAAGGAAAGAGCACUUAAGUACCUCGAAUCCCUUCCAAACAACGUAGACCUAGGUUCAGGGAUCAAAAUCAAGGAAAAUUUUGAAGGCGCCAACCGUGCGUCUAGACAGUACCAACCUGCAGAUCUACCGGAAGAACCAAGAGCUAGAGAAAAUGAACUCGACAACAUCAUCAUUGAAAAACUCGCUGAUUACUUCACUUCGCACACUUUCGAAUUCAAAAUGCCCACCGACACCGCCAAGGAUCUCAAAAGAUCAAUGGAAGAAGGUCGUAAGAAGAAAAAUAACAACAACAAAGGCGGAGGAAUGAUGAACAUGAUGAUGCUCAUCCAACUCAAGGCUGCCAUCCUGGGUGCAAUCUUCUUGAAGGUAGUCGCCCUGGUGGCCUUCAAGGCUCUUCUUGUAGCAAAGGUGGCGCUGACCAUUGCUAGCGUGAUUGCUUUGAAGAAGAUUGUUGAGCAGAAACACCACUCGGCUACGUACGAGGUGGUGUCACAUCCUCACGCCUAUGAAGAUCAUGGUCACUACGAUAGAUCCUUCAGUCAGGAUUUAGCCUAUAAUGCUCAUAAAGGAGCUAGACAUAACUGA
This is a messenger RNA of Brassicogethes aeneus, 732 nucleotides long. NCBI's taxonomy places the organism in Eukaryota, Metazoa, Arthropoda, Insecta, Coleoptera, Nitidulidae. The record is from the annotation of a GenBank genome assembly.